CUUAGUGCUCUGCGUUGACUCACCAGUUGAUGAAGAUGUUGUUUGAGCACGGUGAGGAGAGGAUCGAUGCUGAGCUCAUCUCCUUCUGUAUCAACCUGGCAGCUAACAAGAAGAACGCUCAGCUCAUCUGUGAAGGAAAUGGUCUGAAGAUGUUGAUGAAGAGAGCUCUGAAGCUGAAGGAUCCUUUACUUAUGAAGAUGAUACGAAACAUUUCUCAACACGACGGACCACCCAAACAGCUCUUCAUCGACUAUGUAGGAGACCUGGCAGCCCAGAUCAGCCCUGAUGAAAACGAAGAGUAUGUGAUCGAGUGUCUGGGGACCCUGGCUAACCUCACUAUCGCUGAUCUGGACUGGGAACUGGUGCUGAAGGAGUACAACCUGGUACCUUACUUUAAAGAUAGACUCAAACCAGGUGAGUGAAUUCUACAACCACUCUUAAGGAAGCGAUGCUCACACAUUCCACCAUAAAGCCCUCACCUACAGAGAGGUGAACCUGGGGAAGAGUCCCCUCAGCCAGCUGGUUCUGGGGCUCUGUUCACAAACAGACCACACAGAGCCUCAGGACAGCAACACAAUUAGACCCAACCAAAUUAUGAGAAACCAAAUAGAUAACUAUUUAACACACUGGAAAGAAUCAACAGUGAAAUUGGAACGCUCUCUGGCCCUGAACAGAGAGUACACAGUGGCAGAACACCCAACCACUGUGACUGACCUAAAAUUAAGAAAAUCCUUAACUAUGGACUGACUCAGUGAUGCAUUAAACCUUGAGAGAGAGAGAGAG
Molecule: messenger RNA, 783 nt
Organism: Salvelinus sp. IW2-2015
Lineage: Eukaryota; Metazoa; Chordata; Actinopteri; Salmoniformes; Salmonidae
Product: kinesin-associated protein 3-like
Biological process (GO): microtubule-based movement; cilium organization
Cellular component (GO): ciliary transition zone; axoneme; kinesin II complex
Molecular function (GO): kinesin binding
Source: RefSeq, a predicted model, not a curated record